CAAAUAGAAAGCGCUAGAACGGCCCCGGCGUUUCGGCAGUGGUUACAAAAUUUAAGGCAAGUUAGGAAAGCUGUUCAUUUAACGUGACUUACCUAAUUAAAUCGAAGGGGUUCGUUAUAGACAGACAGUUGUAUUCAAAAGGAUUCGCCAUAACGUAUUCCUCGAUCGUAGACUUUAACAUCACAGAUUUAGUUCAAACCAUAUAACUACCACCAACACUGACGAAAUUUUUAACAAGACCGCUAAUUGUGAAGUACAAGAGCUAAAAUUGGCAACACAGCACAAAGCCCUGCUGCAUCAAGCUAUCUCGACUGGUCGUGAUUGGUCGGGGGUCGUACGUAAAUUUAAAAAAUAUCACGUUGGGAAUGGCAUUGGACUUUCUUGCAGGAUGUCUUGGAGGUGCUGCUGGUGUCAUAGUAGGACACCCCUUUGAUACUGUCAAGGUUAGACUCCAGGUCCAGUCUGUCAGCAAGCCCCUCUAUCGUGGGACGUUUCACUGCUUUCAGUCCAUUGUACGGCAGGAAUCUCUUUUGGGACUGUACAAGGGCAUUGGCUCCCCCAUGAUGGGUCUGACUUUCAUCAACGCCAUAGUCUUCGGUGUCCAGGGCAACGCCAUGCGGCGGCUGGGCAAGGACACGCCCCUGAACCAGUUCCUGGCGGGUGCGGCGGCGGGUGCCAUCCAGUGCGUCAUCUGCUGCCCCAUGGAGCUGGCCAAGACGCGCAUGCAGAUGCAGGGCACAGGCGAGAAGAAGUCCACGAGGAAGCUCUACAAGAACUCCCUGGACUGCCUGGUGCGCAUCUACAACAAAGAGGGCUUCAAGGGCAUCAACCGGGGCAUGGUCUCCACCUUGGUGCGCGAGACGCCCGGCUUCGGCGUCUACUUCAUGACCUACGACGUGCUGACGCGCUCGCUCGGGUGCGAGCCCGAAGACUCCUACAUGAUCCCCAAGCUGCUCUUCGCCGGCGGCAUGGCCGGCAUCGCUUCCUGGAUCUCCACCUACCCCAUGGACGUCAUCAAGUCCCGCCUCCAGGCCGACGGGGUGGGCGGGGUCAACCAGUACAGCGGCAUCACAGACUGCGUACGGCAGAGCUGGAAGCAAGAGGGCUGGCGGUUGUUAACCCGCGGCCUGACCUCCACCCUGCUGCGGGCCUUCCCUGUCAAUGCCACCACCUUCGCCACCGUGACUCUGUUCCUCAUGUACAUGCGGGGGAAUGAGGAGCCGAUGGAUUGUGAGCCUACCCCUCACGCCCUGCAGCCACAAAGCCAGACCUCCAGUUUGUGACUUUAGAUCUAGCUCCUCCUGCUGGGAGGAGGGCCUCAGUACAGCAGCUGAUAACUUCCAGCCCAAUAGCAUAUAUUUUUAUAUGAUAUAUGUGUAAAUAACAUAUCCUGACUUCUUUUUAUGUAAUGUCUUGUAUAAAGAAACUUUUUUAACUGACCUUUUUUUCCCUACUUUGCCUUAUCUGGUAAUUUCCUCAGAGAAAUGGAAAAGCAUCCCUACAAAUCUGAAAAAUGGAAGCACAGUGGUAGCAGAAGUCAGGACUCAGAUUGAGUCAUCUUACCCUCGUGGCUUACUUCAAGUUUAGAGCAGUUGUCCAGGAGAUGCUCAAGUACUGUGUCCUUCUCUGCAUGUCUCCAUUGCACUGAUAUUACUUGACAGUCCACAUCGUUGGCUAUAGCAGCAAAGUGUAUAGUAUGUAAACUUGUUGAGCGGUGUGUGGUGCCUGGUACACACUACACGAUUUUUGAAAAAUUACAGAAAAUUAAGGUGACAUAAGUGACGUCUGACCAGCAGCAGAAUCCUGUGUUUUUGCACUGUGUCAGUACCACAGAGGCAUCAGGCAUACAGUGCUGUCCACUAGUCAGUACCCAGAGGCAUGAAGCCAGAGGCAUACAGUGAUGCCCACUAGUCUCUAACACUGCCCAAUAAGGUUAUGCAUAAGUGUAGCAAUAGUGAAUAUAUACACUGGUAAGCGAGAAUACACAAAAGAAAAAACGCAACCAUCCUCCCUGCUCCAUUUCCCAUUUGGAUAGAACAUAAACUCAAAGCAUUCCACUAUAUAAUUUAGAGUCCCUUAGUUUAAGUAUCUCUUGUGGUGUGGCACACUUGCUUUGAUUUAACAUGUUGUUCUACAUAUGAAGAUAUGUAAAUGUAGAUGUUGAUAGAAAUGUUGAUGUUUGUCAGAAUAGAAAAAGAAAUAUAAACAUGAUAAAGUAUUUGCUUUUUAAAAAUGGAACCCAAUCAAGCCUCAGCUAUUACUAAGCAUGAUAUGUAAAGCCAACUGGCUCUAUAAAGCAGUUUGUCAUUGAAGAAACACUUGCACUAUUCAGUAUUUAUAUAUACACAAGUCGCUGUUAUUCAUUGAAAGUUUGUAAUUUAUUUGGCAUAAGACUUUAACACGGUUCAACAUCCACAAGCAGUUCAAAAGGUUGUCCAAAAGGUUUAAGUUUUAAACCACGGCAUGAUUUAAACAUGCACGUGCAGGGGUAAUAAAAGUAGCUAAUUCUGGGCCAAAGUCAUGCAGUGUGUACCAGGGUUAAGGGAUGUUGUUAAUGACUGCAAUGUGCGUUUCAUUCCUCUGUAUGGAUUUCAGUGCUUUUCACAAUGCAGUUGAACUGAUCUCUAAAGCUUCUCUGAUAAAAGCCUCACUUAUAGUUUUUCCACAUGCCCUUGGACUCUUAUGCAGUAUGCAGUAUGGAAGUGACAUACAAGUCUGAGCUCCCCUGUGUCUUCCGUGUUUUCUUUGGAGUUACUGAGCUGCAUAGGUACAGUGAUAGUCAUUAGAGGCGAGAGUAUUUUUCUUGCGAAACCUGCUAGAAAUCUUUUUCUGUGGGGAUUGACAUUCCAAAGUAGGGUGUGUCCUUGGAAGUUGACUACUGCUCUUAAGGGCUCCUCAAAGUCUUGCACUCUUCUCACCUGUCCAUUUUUGUGGUGAAUACUGUACUUUUGACCUGAGCAGCUGAUUUAAAAUUGACCAUGUGUUUGUUCUCCAGUGAAACUGUUUUUUUUUUUUGUGAGGAGCAUGAGAGUGUUGGUAAAAAACACUGAAUAGGUCAUCUGUUUUUUUUUUAAAUGUUACAACGGUAUAUUUAGAAUGAGGGUGAUGCAUGUGUAAUGCUUCUAGAAACCACUAUUUAUGAUGAUAUUGAAUGUUUGAAUUGUUUGCAUACUGUGAACUAACAGUAACUGAUUUUAUGAUUUUAUGUAUUGCACAUGCUGCCCAAGAGCUUUUUUUUCUUUUUAAAUAACUGCACGGAUAGAAAGGCAUUGGGUGUGUGUGUGUGUGCGUGUGCGUGUGUGUUGUUUACCACUAAAAAAACUGCAUCUGUCAUCCCUGGCUGACUUAUUGGAGGUUCCUUUUAGCCAAUUUGCACAUAAUUUAUCUGACCACUGUCUGAAGUUCUGACUAUCAAGCCAUUACUCACUACUUUAACAUUACUUAUGUUCAGCAGAACUGCUCCUUCAAGAAAAACGUAGAAGUGGAUCAGCUUGUGUGUGCUUUGUUGUAAAAAAGCCACAUUGAGUCUGUUUUUUCUUUUCGUUAUUAGUAAGGAAACCCAAGAGUGUGUCUCUGAGGUGUUUUUUGAUACUGGUAGGGGCAGUAAUUGUUUGAACCAAAUUUGUUACAUUUUGUUAGGGCUGAAAUAGUUUUAAAGGGCACAGUAUUUUCUUGUAUAAGUGGGAAAUGCUUUAUUUUGUAAGAUUAAGAGGGUAUGGAUCGGUCCGUCUACAUUAUUAAUGUUAGUACUGGGACACUUUUUCCGAUACCAAAGCAGUGUGUAACAAUGUAUGGGUGAAAGGUGAAUAAAGUGGUUCCCAACUGA
Messenger RNA from Anguilla anguilla (European eel), 3826 nucleotides. RefSeq names its product mitochondrial basic amino acids transporter (gene slc25a29l). Gene Ontology annotation, cellular component: mitochondrion. The transcript is spliced from 4 exons. Gene Ontology annotation, molecular function: high-affinity L-arginine transmembrane transporter activity. The record is from RefSeq and is a predicted model, not a curated record. Bases 366 to 1283 code for a protein of 305 amino acids. Lineage: Eukaryota; Metazoa; Chordata; Actinopteri; Anguilliformes; Anguillidae. Gene Ontology annotation, biological process: mitochondrial L-ornithine transmembrane transport.